Hyalella azteca is the source of this 881-nucleotide messenger RNA. RefSeq lists its product as uncharacterized. The record is from RefSeq and is a predicted model, not a curated record. The annotation marks the transcript as partial. Lineage: Eukaryota; Metazoa; Arthropoda; Malacostraca; Amphipoda; Hyalellidae. The transcript is spliced from 5 exons.
ACAUAUGAGCUUCCACCAUAUGAAGACGGUGUGCCUUGGACAGUCACCAGCCUUGCCGAAGGAGAGCGAGCUGUCGCCAGCCUGGCCAACAACAUCAAGCCCAGUCGCCUCGUGGUGCUGUCCACCCACACCCGCCCCAUGCCGGAGCUGGGGGAGCUGCUGUCCAGCCUCGCCGCCCACCACACCGGCGACAUCAGCCUGAUGCCUCUGGACUCCUUCUGGAGGCCGGCAGGACUGUGGGGUGGAGACAUCGGAUUCAUCCUCGACAAAUUUAGUGACCGCCUAGAUACCAUUUACGGCUCUUUUGAUACCAUGUACGACUCUGCACAAGUCUGUGAAUACUUUCGCAAGCAACGUCUCGUCGCCCAAAUGCAGAGAGGUAGAAUCACGGCUCCCAAACUUCAAACAGGGGCAACUAGAGCGAGGACUUUCAAGAUCGGUGUACGUUUUGACUGCAACUUUUUCAACUGGCCUGUAUAUUUCCCAAAGAAAAUAGACGAUGUUUGUUGUGUACGAGGAACACCCCUCAGCGUCAGCUCAAAUUUGAGGCAGCGAGGUUGUAGCGUCACCCGCUGGCACUUCCCAGACCUCUGCGACGAGGACUUGGCCUGGAUGACCGGCAUCCUGUACUAAUUCAGGGAUUCUCGCCUGCGUGUGGUCUUACCGAGAAAUGGCCUCACCGCUACGGGCGCUCGUCGGCUGUUCGAGGAGCUCCCCCAAAUCCGGGAGGUAUACCACGACCCUGACGCGGCGCACCUGACGUCAGCUGGCAGUGCACCUGAUCUCACCUUCAUCGAGUUGUCAACGAACAACAUCAUUCAAUGGCUGUAAAAUGCUGCGGCGUGGUAGUAGGUAUGUCACGGCAGGAAUCUAACACAGUA